AAGAUAGCGAGGAGGAGGAGGAGGAGGAGGAGAGGAAACCCAGCCCACACUUUGCCUUCCUGCUGCCUCCUUCUAAAACCUGCAGACUCCUCCAGUCCUUCCCAGCUCCCGGAGUUCCCCCAGCCCUGCUCAGGACUACGAGGGUUUGCUGAAAGAUGAGAGCCUGGAUUUUCUUCCUCCUCUGCCUGGCAGGCAAAGCCCUGGCAGCUCCGCAAGAGGCUCUGCCUGAUGAGACAGAGGUGAUUGAAGACCUCACCACAGAGGAGCCUGUAGGGGCCAACCCUGUCCAGGUGGAGGUGGGAGAGUUUGAGGAGCCUACAGAAGAUGUAGAGGAGAUCGUCACAGAGAAUCCCUGCCAGAACCAUCACUGCAAGCACGGCAAGGUGUGCGAGGUGGACGACAACAACUCACCCAUGUGUGUGUGCCAGGACCCCUCCAGCUGCCCAGCCACCUCCGGCAUCUUUGAGAAGGUCUGUGGCACCGACAACAAGACCUAUGACUCCUCCUGCCACUUCUUUGCCACCAAGUGCACCUUGGAGGGAACCAAGAAGGGACACAAGCUGCACCUGGACUACAUUGGGCCCUGCAAAUUCAUCCCUGCCUGCCUGGACACUGAGCUGACAGAGUUCCCCCUGCGCAUGCGGGACUGGCUGAAGAAUGUGCUGAUCACCCUGUAUGAGCGUGAUGAGGACAACAACCUGCUGACCGAGAAGCAGAAGCUCAAGGUGAAGAAGAUCCACGAGAAUGAGAAGCGCCUGGAGGCCGGUGACCACACUGUGGAGCUGCUGGCCCGCGACUUUGAGAAGAACUACAACAUGUACAUCUUCCCCGUGCACUGGCAGUUUGGGCAGCUGGACCAGCACCCCAUCGAUGGGUACCUGUCCCACACUGAGCUGGCCCCGCUCCGUGCCCCACUCAUCCCCAUGGAGCACUGCACCACCCGCUUCUUUGAGGCCUGCGACUUGGACAACGACAAGUACAUCGCCCUGGAGGAAUGGGCCAGCUGCUUUGGCAUUAAGGAGCAGGACAUAGACAAGGAUCUGGUGAUCUAAAGCCCCAGCUUCCUCCUCUCUACUGCCAACUUUGUCUUGUUUUAACCUUCCCACUUCCUUCGGUUUUUGAAUCGCUUUUUUGUUUUGUUUUCCCUGGGAACAAGGUGCUAAUAUAGGUCUAAACGUAUGUAGUAUGGGUGCUAAGAGAAAUAACAGUCCUUCAUAGCUAACCUGUUACCACUAGAUUACCCACCAGCUACUUCCACCUGCUCUCACUCUCCUCACUCUCUCUCUCUCCAAUGUGUCUUCACAAUUGACCAACCCUGUUCCUGUCCUAAAUAUCUGCUCCAUCUCUGUAUCCACUCUCAGACCGACUCCUGUUAACUCCUGACUACCAGCACAGACUGCCCGCAGGGAAGGCAGAGUCAGAAGAUGUGGGAAAUGGGGCUUUCUGAGCAGAGCAGCUGCAGGUGACAUUGUGGCCACCUGGCUCGUGGUAUGGGGAGAGCUGAGGAAGGCACAGAAAGGCAGGAUGUCAUUUUGCUUUUUGGUCCCCUUCCCCCCCUCGUAAGUUUCAUUCCCAGGGCUUGAAUUUAACAAUCACUAGGCACCAAAACAAAGGGCUAAUCCAAGAAACAAGUGGGGAAGCACACAAAAAAUAAUGAAAAAGAAAACCAAAUGAAACAAAUACAUCCCAUCCUGUAAAACCCCCUUAAAAAAAUAAAGGUUUGAAAGUGCUUCAUGCUUUACCAUUA
Tympanuchus pallidicinctus (lesser prairie-chicken) is the source of this 1747-nucleotide messenger RNA. RefSeq names its product secreted protein acidic and cysteine rich (gene SPARC). The coding region runs from base 156 to 1052 and encodes 298 amino acids. The transcript has 10 exons. The record is from RefSeq and is a predicted model, not a curated record. Gene Ontology annotation, molecular function: extracellular matrix binding; calcium ion binding; collagen binding. Lineage: Eukaryota; Metazoa; Chordata; Aves; Galliformes; Phasianidae. Gene Ontology annotation, biological process: anatomical structure development.